Messenger RNA from Ogataea philodendri, 219 nucleotides. RefSeq lists its product as uncharacterized. The coding region runs from base 1 to 219 and encodes 72 amino acids. The transcript has a single exon. The record is from RefSeq and is a predicted model, not a curated record. Lineage: Eukaryota; Fungi; Ascomycota; Pichiomycetes; Pichiales; Pichiaceae.
AUGACUUUGUCGGAAAGCAAAAUUGUCUGGAAAUGCUUCGUUUUUCCUGGAGUCGAAGAAACGGACACCUUCUUGGAUCCAACCAAUGCGUUGAUGGUGGAAGACUUACCCACAUUCGGGUAUCCCACAAGCCCAAUCUGCAAUCUUUUUGGCUGCCCUUCAGGUGGUUCUGUUAAAGGUUCAGGUGCAACUUUCAAACAUAAUUCCUCGAGUUCUUGA